Messenger RNA from Helobdella robusta, 438 nucleotides. RefSeq lists its product as hypothetical. NCBI's taxonomy places the organism in Eukaryota, Metazoa, Annelida, Clitellata, Rhynchobdellida, Glossiphoniidae. The annotation marks the transcript as partial. The record is from RefSeq and is a predicted model, not a curated record. The transcript is spliced from 3 exons.
UGGAUUGUCAUUCAGCAGAGGAUUGAUGGCUCGCAGAGUUUCAACCAAAAUUGGAACACGUACAAAUCAGGAUUUGGCAUUUACUACAUAAACUUCUGGUUGGGUUUGGAGAAGAUGCACCAAUUAACGGCAUUAGCUGAUUACAGGUUAAGAUUUGAAGUUCUCAUCAGUGGUUCUUGGUACUCCGAUGAAUAUGAUCAUUUCAAGGUCUGCACAGAAUUUCAGAAAUACUUUCUCAACGUUUCUGGAUACAGAGGAGAUAAAUGCGAUAUUCUGAACCAUCCGAACCCAAAGUUUGUUCAAAAUGGAAUGAACUUUUCUACCCCAGAUCAAGACAACGAUCCUUACGCAACAUACCACUGCGCUUUUAAGUAUUCCUCUGGGAAUUGGUACAACAAAUGUUACUACCAGCGUCUGAAUGGAGUUUAUGGUUCAUCG